UUUGGUCUUGUGGAGCUGCACUGACGCUUCACACAAACUAAUAAGGAUGUUUUUAGUAGUUUUGCUUGGAUAUUCUGUGAUACAUGCUUAUGCGGACGAUGUUCCAGCUGUGGCUGAUGUGGUUUUGUCCUGCGUCCUGGUGGAGGACGGUGCCGCUCACGGUGGAGGAGAUGGAGGGAUGGGUGCAGGCGGGUUCAGUCGUUCUGCCGCUACACUCGUCCUGAGGGAUGUACCCGCGGGUCCUGACCAAUCACUGGAAGGCCUCACGCCGUUUGUCCCGCCCAGAGUGAUCAUCCCAGACGUCCUCAUCAUCGAAGCUACAGUGUCUUCUCCUGAUAUUCCAAACUCGGACGUCUUGCUCCACGCCGACUGUAACGGGAAGGAGGUCAUGUGUGAGCUGAGCCCCUUCUCUCCCGACCCGUCCCGGAAAAGUGCAGACCAAGCCUUCUUCAUGGUGUCGGUGAGCGUGGACGGGGAGGACUUCAGCACCUCACUCAUCCUACGAACCAUAAAAGUGGAACAAAUAACCCAACGACACAGCAGAUUAGGUUUACCUCUCAGCCCGUCUGGAACUGUGCAGUCUGAGGUGGCGAUGGUCGUCUUCUCUCAUGUGAAGUCUCUGUCUGGAGUCCUGCGGGACGAGGUGCAGCUGCCCUGUGGCUUCAAACAGCAGGACCCGCCUCUGGCUCCGGACGUCCAGGUCACGUGGAGGGUCCAGCACCGCGGGAGGGGGCGCAAGAUCCUGGGACUGAAGACCAGCCUGGAAGACACGCAAGGUCCCGUCAUCCACGCAGAGCGGAGGGGGGCGUGGGUCAGUGCUGAGCAGGUGGUGUCUGAGGGAAACGCGUCUCUGACUCUGAGCGACCUGAAGGUGGAGGACGAGGGCACCUACAUCUGCGCAGUCUCCAUCGGGAAGUUCCACGCACAACAGGUCAUGCUGCUCAACGUCAUCAAACUACCUGAGGUUUCACUUUCAGAAGACAAACUGGUUUUAAAAUCAGCUAAGACUCUGGUUUGCUACAGCAGUAAAUACUACCCUCUGGACGCUGAGAUAGAGUGGUUUUCCCUCGGCCCGGACGACUCCGAGCCCGUCGCGUUUCCCGGAAAGCCGUCUCUGUCCGCUCACCGUAGUCAUGGCGACGGCACGUUCUCAGUCUCGUCUCAGCUGAACGUCCCGCCCACCGUCUCACCUGGGACAAAGAUCACCUGCACUGUGUCCCACCCGGCUCUGGACACGCCCCUUUCUGUCAGCGUCAUGGUGGAAAUGCCAGAGCCAGAUUCUUACUGGUGGAUCCUGGGUUUCCUCAUCAUCACUGUGCUUUUCUUCCUUCAGGUCAUGAAGUAAGAACUCAGAGCACUGUGUAACUUUGACUGGACUUUGCACUAUUUAAAGAGCCUGAAUUAUGCUGUUUUCUGAUCUGUUCUAAUGUUGUUUCCUCAUCACAAACAGACCUGGAGCUGUGUUUUGCUUCAUUCACAUGUUUAACACACAAACCCUGCAGAUUUAGGCUGAGUUCUUCUCUCAAACUGAAAACACUCUGUUCCACCUUGUGAUGUCAUCAUGUGGUGAUACAGGAAGUGCUCCACUGUGUUUUUAAACUCCUGAGACCUGGCGUCCUCAUCAAACACAUUUUGGGUUGUUUAGGCCACAGUG
Molecule: messenger RNA, 1654 nt
Organism: Periophthalmus magnuspinnatus
Lineage: Eukaryota; Metazoa; Chordata; Actinopteri; Gobiiformes; Gobiidae
Gene: tapbpl
Product: TAP binding protein like
Exons: 8
Coding region: 47-1345 (432 amino acids)
Source: RefSeq, a predicted model, not a curated record